This is a messenger RNA of Nycticebus coucang (slow loris), 1126 nucleotides long. It is a transcript of the gene RPS7, whose product is annotated as ribosomal protein S7. Gene Ontology annotation, biological process: rRNA processing; translation; ribosomal small subunit biogenesis. Bases 142 to 636 code for a protein of 164 amino acids. The record is from RefSeq and is a predicted model, not a curated record. NCBI's taxonomy places the organism in Eukaryota, Metazoa, Chordata, Mammalia, Primates, Lorisidae. The transcript is spliced from 5 exons. Gene Ontology annotation, cellular component: small-subunit processome; 90S preribosome; ribosome. Gene Ontology annotation, molecular function: structural constituent of ribosome.
UCCUACAGCUUCUCAGUGGUUUCCCGCUUUCGGCCUCUCUACCGCGCCGUUUCCGCCUCUUGCUUUAGGCCGCCGGAAUUUGACGAGCUCUCGCGAGACUUGGGCCCUCUUCCUCAGCCGGCUCUCUGUAAGGAGAAGGCCAUGUUCAGCUCCAGCGCCAAGAUCGUGAAGCCCAAUGGCGAGAAGCCGGACGAGUUCGAGUCGGGCAUUUCCCAGGCCCUGCUGGAGCUGGAGAUGAACUCGGACCUCAAGGCUCAGCUCCGGGAGCUGAAUAUAACCGCAGCCAAGGAAAUCGAAGUUGGUGGUGGUCGGAAAGCUAUCAUAAUCUUUGUUCCCGUUCCUCAACUGAAAUCUUUCCAGAAAAUUCAAGUCCGGUUAGUACGCGAAUUGGAGAAAAAGUUCAGUGGGAAGCACGUUGUCUUCAUUGCCCAGUUUUUGGCCAGGGCUGGGUUUGAACCUGCCACGACUGGUAUACGGGGCCAGCGCCCUACUCCUUUGAGCCACAGGUUGUUGCAGCCCCUAGUGGCCCCUAUGGCCCUGGACUCCAUCGCUUGUAGGAGGCGGGCUAACCUUAUUUGCAGGAUAGACCCGAGCAACCUCUACAGUAGCCUUUUAUUGACAGCACAAGACAGGUGAGGGGAGUGUUAGAUAAUGGCUGCGUGCCUGCAAAUCAUCUUGCUCAGAGGUCGUCUGGCUCACAGGUGCCUCCCUGGGGAAGGGUUUUUGAAGUUGAGAUCUGGCUUUGGUGCAAACUGAAGUCUUUGGGGAAUUAAGUGUCAGGAUUGGCCAGGUAUAAAAGAAACAGUGUUCUAUGUCAAUAGACAUUUUAGUGCUUAUGUUGGGUAUUGGGCUUUGUUGAAUGGAAAAGGUAUAUUUUUUUUUUCCGUAGCAUUUUAAUAUCAGCUAUGGAUUCUGAAUGAGUAACUGAAAAUUGAGAAAUAACUGCACAGAAUAGUUUUUGAGUCUAGGUUGUUUUGCUUUCUCAAACUUUGAACUUGUUCUCUUACUCAUUUUGCUUUUAAAGUGGUUUGACAAUUCUUCGCUUUGUAUCAACUUAAGAUCCUUUUUGUGGAAUUUUGUUGCAUGAUAAUUUUUACCUUGCAGAGGAGAAUUCUGCCUAAACCAA